Populus nigra (black poplar) is the source of this 2707-nucleotide messenger RNA. RefSeq names its product protein ENHANCED DISEASE RESISTANCE 2. The record is from RefSeq and is a predicted model, not a curated record. The coding region runs from base 357 to 2534 and encodes 725 amino acids. Lineage: Eukaryota; Viridiplantae; Streptophyta; Magnoliopsida; Malpighiales; Salicaceae. Gene Ontology annotation, molecular function: lipid binding. The transcript is spliced from 23 exons.
ACUCUCCCCCCCUCCCUCCCUCCCUCUAAAAACUAUAUAAAAAUAACUUUUAAGUAUUUGCUUGACUCCGUCUCUAUUGAAUUAUUUUCUUCUACUUUUUAAAAUCCAAUUCACACUUUCAAAACUGCAUAAUAAUUACUCCUUUUUUUCCUCCCUUUCUCUCUCUCUCUCUGAAUACAUUUUUUCUCCCUAUUCUCUUUUGGUGUGUUUGUUCGUUUACAGUGAAACAUUCGCGUUUGGAAUCAUCGAAAGUGCGGAAUUGUAAAGUGAGGAUCGAAAUCCCUGAUUCAGUUGUUCGCAGCUUUCACUUAUAGCGAUGCGAGAUAAAAUAAGUUGGAUUUAGAGGGCAAAAAAAAAUGUCGAAAGUGAUAUUCGAAGGGUGGAUGGUGAGGUAUGGAAGGAGGAAGAUCGGGAGAUCGUUUAUUCACAUGAGGUAUUUCGUUUUGGAGCCUACGCUUCUCGCUUAUUACAAGAAGAAACCGGAAGAUAAUCAGGUACCAAUCAAAACCUUGUUGAUUGAUGGGAAUUGUCGAGUAGAGGAUCGAGGCCUGAAGACUCAGCAUGGACAUAUGGUUUAUGUUCUAUCUGUCUAUAACAAGAAAGACAAGUAUAAUCGAAUCACAAUGGCAGCAUUUAACAUCCAGGAACAAUUGAUGUGGAAGGGAAAAAUUGAAUUUGUAAUUGAUCAGCAUCAGGAGUCCCAAGUUCCCAAUGGUAACAAAUAUGCCUCAUUCGAAUACAAAUCUGGGAUGGAUAAUGGGAGGACUGCUUCUUCAUCAGAUUGUGAAAUUCAGUUCAUUGCACAGGAGGAUGAAGAUGAAAGUCAUACAAAUUUGUUGAGGAGAACAACCAUUGGAAAUGGUCCACCUGCCUCAGUAUUUGACUGGACACAAGAAUUCGAUUCAGAUUUGACAAACCAGAAUGCCAACAACCAAGCAUUCUCCAGAAAGCAUUGGCGCCUUUUACAGUGUCAAAAUGGACUCCGCAUUUUUGAAGAGCUGCUUGAAGUCGAGUACCUUCCAAGGAGCUGUAGUCGAGCAAUGAAGGCUGUAGGUGUUGUUGAGGCUAGCUGUGAAGAAAUAUUUGAACUUAUAAUGAGCAUGGAUGCUAAACGGUUUGAGUGGGAUUGCAGCUUCCAGCAUGGUAGUUUAGUUGAAGAGGUGGAUGGACAUACAGCAAUUCUCUAUCAUAGACUUCAGCUGGACUGGUUUCCUAUAUUUGUGUGGCCGCGUGACCUUUGCUAUGUGAGAUAUUGGCGGCGAAAUGAUGACGGUAGCUAUGUUGUGCUAUUUCGUUCUAGAGUGCAUGAGAAAUGUGAUCCACAACCAGGUUAUGUGCGGGCCAAUAUCGAGAGUGGAGGUUUCAUUAUUUCCCCUUUGAAACCUUGUAAUGAGAAACCUAGAACACAGGUGCAGCACCUUAUGCAGAUUGAUCUAAAAGGAUGGGGUGUGGGUUAUGUUUCAUCAUUUCAGCAACAUUGUCUUCUUCAGAUGUUAAAUAGUGUUGCUGGACUACGUGAAUUGUUUUCCCAAACAGAUGAGAGAGGUGCCCCUCCAAGAAUUGCUGUUAUGGCCAAUAUGGCAUCAGCUUCUGCUCCAUCAAAGAAAAAUGUAAAGCUGCCAGAAUCUUCUGUUCAUCCUACUCCACCUUCUCUCGAUCAGAUAAAUGCUGCCAGCAGACACUCUGUAAUGGACGAAGACACCGAUGAUGAUGAAGAAUUUCCAAUAGCUGAAGAAGAGCAAGAGGCUUUCGGAGCCAAGCAUGAGAAUGAUGCAAAGAGAACAGCCUUGGAAGAAGAAUCAGUUGAUCAAAUCGAUUUAUCCUGUUUUUCGGGUAAUCUACGCCGUGAUGACCGUGACAAUGCCCGUGACUGCUGGCGAAUAUCUGAUGGAAACAACUUCAGAGUUCGUAGCAAGCGAUUUUGUUUUGACAAAUCAAAGGUCCCUGCAGGAAAACAUUUAAUGGAUCUUGUUGCUGUUGAUUGGUUCAAAGAUACAAAAAGAAUGGAUCAUGUUGCCAGGCGUCAAGGAUGUGCUGCACAAGUUGCUUCAGAGAAAGGGCAUUUCUCUGUGGUUUUUAAUCUGCAAGUUCCUGGUUCAACACACUACAGUAUGGUAUUUUAUUUCGUGACAAAGGAAUUAGUACCUGGAUCUCUCUUGCAACGGUUUGUUGAUGGUGACGAUGAAUUCCGCAACAGUAGGUUUAAGCUUAUUCCAUCAGUUCCCAAGGGUUCAUGGAUUGUGCGGCAGAGUGUUGGAAGCACCCCGUGCUUAUUGGGAAAAGCAGUUGAUUGCAACUAUAUCCGUGGUCCCAAGUACCUAGAGGUUGAUGUUGAUAUUGGUUCUUCUACUGUUGCAAAUGGAGUCUUGGGACUUGUAAUUGGUGUAAUUACAACAUUGGUGGUUGACAUGGCUUUCCUUGUACAGGCUAAUACUACAGAAGAGUUGCCAGAGAGGUUGAUAGGUGCCGUCCGUGUUUCUCAUAUAGAGCUCUCAUCUGCUAUCGUUCCUAAACUGGAUCCAGAUCCCUCGUGACUGACAGAAACCAUUAUUCUCCCCACUGAUUUUACACAAUCAUUUGUUUAGAUAUAUGCUUGCAUCCCAUUUCCAAUUUCAUUUUUUCUUGUAUCAUAUACUGGAAUGGUCAUUGGUGUUUUCAAAUGGAAUUUUGUAUGGAAAAAAUAGUGAAAGGAAAUUUGUUCAGUUAA